AUGUCGGCGCAGGUGGUGCAGCACGCGAUGCGCAUGUGCGUGUGGUGGGCGCGUGGGGGUGGGGACGCGGUGGCGCUGGCCUGGUCGCUGCGCCGUGCCGCUCCGCGCCUGCUGCUCGACGACGCCGAGCCCGCCGUGAGUGGCCCUCUCGCCCCUUGCACUCUCGCCCCCUCGCCUCCUCGCCCCCUCGCCCCCUCGCCCCCUCGCCCCCCCUCGCCCCAAUUCUCCUUUGCCCCAAUGUCCCCCUCGCUCCAUCGCCCUCUCACUCCCUGCCCCUCGGACGGGAACGAAACGUCUACGGAGAUUUUUUGCAGUCAU
This is a messenger RNA of Iphiclides podalirius (scarce swallowtail), 318 nucleotides long. NCBI's taxonomy places the organism in Eukaryota, Metazoa, Arthropoda, Insecta, Lepidoptera, Papilionidae. The record is from the annotation of a GenBank genome assembly.